This is a messenger RNA of Labrus bergylta (ballan wrasse), 2765 nucleotides long. The record is from RefSeq and is a predicted model, not a curated record. Lineage: Eukaryota; Metazoa; Chordata; Actinopteri; Labriformes; Labridae.
CUAGGAUUAGAGGUGGUUCUUAUGCAUGCUGAACUGUGUUUUCUCUGUGCAGGAGGCCUUGUAGUGUUUUUGCCUUCCCCAGUAGGAUCCAGACAGAUCAGCAGUGACUCCAGAUUAACCAAUUUUCUGACUCACCCUCUGGUAAUAUAGGCCUGUCUGCAUCUGUCCAUACACAAUGGUUGUUCCUGAAUCUCAGGACAAAAUGUACUACCCUCCUGAUGACCUGAAGAGGGAUGCCCACGUGCCUGAUUUUAACUCCUAUCUGGCCCUUUACAGGAAAUCUCUUGAGAAUCCAGAAGCUUUCUGGAAAGAGAUUGCUGAUGAGUUCUUUUGGAAGAAGCCAGCAACAGGACCAAUGGUGCAGUACAACUUUGAUGUGACAAAAGGGAACAUAUAUAUCAAAUACAUGGAAGGGGCCAAAACGAACAUGUGUUAUAAUGUCCUGGACAGACUGGUGAGGGAAAAGAACCUGGGUGAAAAGAUUGCCUAUUACUGGGAGGGGAACUCACCUGACCACCACAUGACCAUCACCUACCACCAGCUUCUGAGCCAGGUUUGCCGCUGUGCUAAUGUCCUCAAGAAAAUGGGUGUAAAAAAGGGAGACAGGGUGUCCAUUUACCUUCCCAUGAUACCUGAGCUGGUAGUCUCCAUGUUGGCCUGUGCAAGGAUAGGCGCUGUUCACUCCAUUGUGUUUGCAGGUUUCUCUUCUGAGUCUCUGUGUGAGAGGAUCAUGGAUGCACAGAGCUGCAUCCUGGUGACAGCAGAUGGUGUUUAUAGAGGAGAGAAGAUGAUCAACCUGAAACAGAUCGCAGACGAGGCUCUGGAGAAGUGCAGAGAAAAAGCGUCAUCCAGUGUCACUAAAUGCCUCGUCGUCCAACACCAGGCACUGAGGACGAGAAGUGGAGCUGCAUGCAACAAACUACAGACCCCCUGGGACGCAGAGUGUGAUGUGUGGUGGGACGAGGUGAUGAGAGACUCUCCUGAAGAGUGUGAACCCGAGUGGCUGGAUGCGGAGGACCCCCUGUUUAUCCUCUACACCAGCGGCUCCACGGGCAAACCGAAGGGUGUUCUCCACACAGUUGCUGGGUAUCUGCUCUACACGUCGCUGACCUUCAAGUACGUUUUCGAUUAUCACCAUGACGACGUGUACUGGUGCACCGCAGACAUCGGCUGGAUCACCGGCCACUCUUACAUCACCUACGGCCCUCUUGCGAACGGUGCUACAAGCGUCUUGUUUGAAGGUAUUCCAGUCCACCCUCACGUCGGUCGUUUCUGGGAGAUAAUUGAGAAGUAUAAAGUGACCAAGUUCUACACAGCUCCUACAGCGAUCCGCCUACUGAUGAAGUAUGGACAGGAGCCACUUCAGAAGUAUGACCUCUCCAGCCUGAAGAUUCUGGGUACAGUUGGUGAGCCAAUCAACCCAGAGGCCUGGCAGUGGUACCAUGAGGUUGUCGGUCAGCGACGGUGUCCCAUCGUUGACACUUUCUGGCAGACAGAGACCGGGGGUCAUGUUUUGACUCCUCUGCCUGCUGCCACAGCGCUGAAACCCGGCUCUGCUACCUUUCCUUUCUUCGGAGUAGAGCCCACGAUCCUCAACGAACACGGAGAGGAGCUGGAAGGCGAGGCUGAGGGUUAUCUUGUAUUUAGAAGGCCCUGGCCUGGAAUAAUGCGCACAGUGUACAGAAACCACGAACGAUUCGAGAACACCUACUUCAAGAAAUUCCCAGGUUUCUAUGUAACUGGUGAUGGCUGCAGGAGAGACAAGGACGGAUAUUACUGGAUCACAGGAAGAAUAGACGACAUGCUGAAUGUGUCAGGUCACCUGAUGAGCACAGCAGAGGUGGAGGCGGCUCUGACGGAGCACCCGGCCGUGGCGGAGGCUGCGGUGGUGAGCCGGCCCCACAAGGUGAAGGGCGAGUGUCUAUAUUGCUUCGUCACCCUCAAAGACAGCAAAGAGUUUACCCACAAGAUGGUGGAGGAGCUCAAGAGACUGGUGAGAGAGAAAAUCGGUCCCAUCGCCACCCCGGACUUCAUUCAAAAUGCUCCAGCGCUGCCGAAAACUCGCUCAGGGAAGAUCAUGAGGCGAAUCCUCCGGCAGAUCGCUCGUAACGAGAAGGACCUGGGCGAUCUUUCAACACUAGCUGACCCCAAGGUGGUGGAGGUGUUAUUUAGCCAGAGAUGUGAAGCUGCAGCAUAAUGCUAUGAAUUGGUACUGAUGAAGACAAUCACAAACUGUUGGUUCUGGAUCAGUGUCUGUAAGACUAUAUAAAGGGACAGGGAAAAGAACAUGAUUUAAAUAUUGAGAUGACUUGCAUAUUUAGUUUUUACUUAGACAUAUGAAAUGUCAAUAACCUUUUUAUGUAUAUUCUGUUUUGGGGCUGUUAUUACUUUGCAUUUGGGAUAAAAUGUUUUUAAAAACUACACACAGAUUUACUAUCUUUUAUAUUUUCUUACAAGUCUUUUAAGUCCCCGUCUCGUUUCUUGGUAGAAGGAAGUGAAUGUAGAAGUAGAUAAGUUCCCUUUGCGAGGCUUGUUCUGACAACAAUUGAUGUAUAUUUUUAAUCUGUAAUAUAUUUUAAUGUCCUUGGAAUAAAUUGUAAAAACAAUCUACCAGAUUGAUUUAAACAACUGCAUGGACCCAUACACUUUACAAUAAAGGAAUAAACGAAGUGAAGAACAUGCAGCAAGUCAAAAAUAACAAUAAAUCUAAAGGGAUGUAUGAUUUUCUGAAUUAUGAAUAAUAAAGCUAAAAAAAACAAUGGGAA